AUGUCUGAAAUAAAAUGGGAGGUGCCGAUGUCGUCGGGUAAUCAUAUAAUUGAGUUUACGCAUGGUACGACUACCGGUUCCAGACUCAUUAGAGUGGAUGGUAAGGAGGUAGUUCGACACGACUGGAUGUUUCGUCUUGUUGGGGAAGAGACAUUCACGGUUGGUCCAAAGAAAGUUCCCGCGCGGUUGAAAAUAGAAGCAGUUGGCGGCGUCACUUACACUUACAAACUCUACCUGAAAGAAAAACUUCUCGAAAAAUACGUCCGUGAAGCCGUCAAAAACAUGAUCGUAUGGAAGGUAAUCCUCCCGAGCGGCCUCAAGCAACGGAUUGCGAUUGAAAAAGACACACUCGAUAUUUGGGUUGGAAAUUCAAAGAUUGAAGCUGAGUCCGGAUUUACUGAUAACGGAUCUGAGCAACUUUUUGUUCUGGAAGGAAAGCAAUUUCAAAUUCUUGUUUUUACUUCCGGCAAGAAACAUGAAGGAAUUGUUCAUCAGCUAAUAUAUGACGGAGAACUUUGCGCUCCUCAAGAUCCUUGA
Oikopleura dioica is the source of this 537-nucleotide messenger RNA. The record is from the annotation of a GenBank genome assembly. NCBI's taxonomy places the organism in Eukaryota, Metazoa, Chordata, Appendicularia, Copelata, Oikopleuridae.